Penicillium malachiteum is the source of this 1806-nucleotide messenger RNA. RefSeq names its product Amino acid/polyamine transporter I. The coding region runs from base 1 to 1806 and encodes 601 amino acids. Gene Ontology annotation, biological process: amino acid transmembrane transport. The transcript has 19 exons. Gene Ontology annotation, cellular component: membrane. NCBI's taxonomy places the organism in Eukaryota, Fungi, Ascomycota, Eurotiomycetes, Eurotiales, Aspergillaceae. The record is from RefSeq and is a predicted model, not a curated record. Gene Ontology annotation, molecular function: amino acid transmembrane transporter activity.
AUGUCGGUGCCCGCCCGCACUGUGAUAAGAGUCGCGGGAAAGUACCGAUGGGGCCGCGCAAUUAUCAACAACAGCCUUAUCUGGACUGUGGAGCGAGAUAACAUGGAUGAGUAUGGUUAUCUCAAGAGACUCAGAUCCUUGUCGAACUUCAAGUUGAAUCACUCAACCAAGAUGUUUCAGGAUGAGAAGAAAGAGCUGGCUCACGAUGCCAACGAAGUACCAGUUGGCGUUGGAGCAAUUGAAAAUAGCCAUAGCAAUCAUGCACUUCAACGACAGCUCAAGCCACGUCACCUCCAAAUGAUCGCUAUUGGAGGUGUUAUUGGUACAGGUCUUUUUCUGGGUACUGGUACUGAGCUGGAGGAUGGAGGACCCGCCGGACUACUUCUUGGAUACUGCAUCAUGGCCUCACUUCUCUACUCGGUGAUGGUAUCUUUGGGUGAGAUGGCCUCGCAAUUCCCUAUUCCCGGUGGUCAAUUCGCUCUUGCUGGACGAUUCAACUCUCCGGAGCUGGGCUUUGCAAUGGGUAUACUAUUCUGGUUCAAUUAUAUUGUCGUUCUACCAGCGGAAAUAUCAGCGGCUGCCGUCCUCAUUACCUACUGGACACCAGCAGGACAGACAGAUUCUACAUGCACGACUGGCAUAUGUAAUAAUGCGAUGUGGGUUGGAUUGAUGUUGAUAAUUGUGUACCUUGUCAACUAUGCUGGCACGCGUGUUUUUGGUGAAAUGGAGUUUUACUUUUGCUCCAUCAAGGUCGUAACUAUCAUAGGACUGAUUAUUGUGGGAAUCGUAAUCAGUGCUGGAGGUGGACCUGACCAUGAAGCAAUUGGAUUCAAAUUCUGGAGAGAUACUGGCGGUUUUGUUCAAUAUGAAGGGAUCGGUGGUGCUAAGGGCCGCUUUCUUGGAUUCUUCAGUGUACUUAUCAAUGCUGCCUUUGCCUUCAUCGGCUCCGAAAUUACUGCAAUUGCGGCUGCAGAGACUGCUGAUCCUCAAAAAAACGUGCCAAGGGCAAUCAAGAGUGUUUGGAUCAGAUUGAUUUUAUUUUAUGUCUGCAGCGCCUUUCUGAUUGGCAUCCUUGUCUCUCCGUCCGAUCCAUCUCUGAACCUUUCUUCUACGGCGGCAAAAAGUCCUUUCGUUAUCGCUAUCGAGAAUGCUGGAAUAUCCGUAUUGCCAUCUAUCAUCAAUGCCGCUCUCCUCACCAGCGCAUGGUCUGCAGGCAUAGCUGAUUUGUUUGUCUCUACACGUACUCUGUACGGACUGGCUACACGAGGCCACGCACCAAAGAUAUUUCUCAAGACUCGAAAGGAUGGCUUUCCUUGGGUCUGCUUCGUUUUCAGUGGAGUAUUCGCUCUGCUUUCCUUUAUGGCCGCUGCUGACGGCGAGGCGGGAACCGUUUUUGGAUACUUUUCAAACAUGACAGCAAUGUGUGGCAUGAUAUCGUGGACAGGCAUUCUUUGGACAAGUAUUCAAUGGCAUAAGGGCCUCAAAGCCCAGGGCAUUGACCGCAAGACUCUGCCUUAUAGAGCACCAUUCCAGCCUUACCUUUCCUACUAUGGAAUAUCAGUUUGCAUUUUGGUGAUCAUAUUUGGUGGAUUCAGUUCUUUCAUUCAUUCCUUCGAUGUCUCUUCGUUCAUCACGACCUAUUUCCCUGUACCCCUGUUUGCAGUUCUUUUCUUCGGCUAUAAAUUCUGGAACAAGUCUAAGAUGAUCGAUCCUACGGAGAUGGACUUCUUUACUGGGUCUUCGAUUGAAGUCAUCAGCACUGAGGAGCCCAAAAGUACAUGGCAGAAGAUUUCGGAGAGAAUCUAG